UCCGCUUUUCAGUCCCGCCGACUUCCGGUGGCCUGUGCUUAGCCGGGCCGAGGUUGGGGAGCGGGCGAGCGUGCGGCGUCCGAGUGAGUGGGCGCGAUCAUCGGCCGGGAGCAACCAAGUGCGGCGGGGCGAGGGAACCCUGCCGGCAGUCCGGCGGCCGCAGCGGAGCGGGUGACGCACCAUGGCGGCGGCGGCGGCGGCCGCAUCCUCGGCCCCGCCCAAGAAGAUCGUGGCUCCCACCGUGUCCCAGAUCAACGCCGAGUUCGUCACGCAGCUGGCGCACCGGUACUGGGCCCCGCACGUGCAGAAGAGACUGUGCUUUGAUGCCAAGGUUAUUGAAGAUGUAUAUGUGAAAGAAAUCGUUAAGUCAAAAUUUGCCAUUAGAAAGAUAAUGCUGCUUGAGUUUAGCCAGUAUCUUGAAAAUUACCUGUGGAUUAAUUAUUCCUCAGAGGUGUCCAGUAAAGCAUAUUUAAUGUCAAUCUGCUGCAUGGUAAACGAGAAGUUCAGAGAAAAUGUCCCUGCAUGGGAGACAUUCAAGAAGAAGCCAGAGCACUUUCCCUACUUUUUCAAAUGUAUAUUGAAAGCAUCAUUGGCUGAAAAGGAGAGUGAAUUCUCUCUUCAUGAACAGACAGUCCUCCUACUCUUCCUUGAUCAUUGCUUUAACAGCUUGGAAGUGGAUUUGAUCAGGGGACAGGUGCAGCAACUCAUCUCCUUGCCAAUGUGGAUGGGAUUACAGCCUGCACGCCUGGAACAGGAAUUGAAAAAGACACCAAAACUUAGAAAAUUUUGGAAUCUUAUCAAGAAGAAUGAUGAGAAAAUGGAUGAACAGACACGAAUACAGGUAUACCAAGAAAGAAGAUUCCUUUCACAGCUCAUCCAGAAAUUUCUCUCUGUGCUAAAAUCAAUACGUGUCUCAGGUCCUGUUUCCAUGGACCAAGUUCAUUACUGUGAAAGAUUCAUUGAACUUACGAUAGAUUUAGAGGCCUUGCUGCCCACCCGGCGCUGGUUUAAUACAGUAUUAGAUGACUCCCAUCUUGUUGUUCACUGUUACCUGUCCAAUCUUGCUAAAAGGGAAAAAGAGGGCCAUCUCUUCUGCCAGCUUUUAGAUAUGCUUAAAUUCUAUACUGGCUUUGAAAUCAAUGACCAGACUGGAAAUGCUUUGACUGCAAACGAAAUGACUACAAUUCACUAUGAUAGAAUUACUUCUCUACAGAGAGCGGCUUUUGCACAUUUCCCAGAACUCUAUGACUUUGCUCUCUCAAAUGUGGCAGCGGUUGACACACGUGAUUCGUUGUUGACGUUCUUUGGACCACUGAGUUCAAACACGCUCCACCAGGUGGCAUCAUACCUCUGCUUGUUACCAACUUUACAGGAAGGGGAAGAUACAAGCUACGAAAAAGAGUUGCUGCUAGAAUUGCUGGUGUCCCGUCAUGAGCGUCGAAUAUCGCAGAUUCAGCAGCUCAACCAGAUGCCUCUGUAUCCCACAGAGAAGAUUAUUUGGGAUGAAAAUAUUGUCCCAACUGAGUACUAUUCUGGAGAAGGUUGUCUCGCUCUUCCUAAACUGAAUUUACAGUUUUUGACUCUUCAUGACUACCUGCUACGGGACUUCAAUCUUUUCCGCUUAGAGUCUACUUAUGAGAUCAGACAGGACAUUGAGGAUAGUGUCAGCAGGAUGAAACCUUGGCUAUCAGAAUAUGGAGGUGUCGUGUUUGGUGGAUGGGCAAGGAUGGCACAACCCAUUGUCUCGUUUACUGUCGUAGAAGUGGCAAAGCCCAACAUUGGUGAAAACUGGCCUAUGCGAGUGAGAGCAGAUGUUACAAUCAAUUUGAAUGUUAGAGAUAACAUCAAAGAUGAAUGGGAAGGUCUCCGUAAACAUGAUGUUUGUUUUUUGAUUACGGUUCGUCCCACACAACCUUAUGGCACAAAAUUUGAUCGAAGGCGACCCUUCGUGGAGCAAAUUGGCCUAGUGUAUGUCAGGGGAUGUGAAAUCCAAGGCAUGUUGGAUGAUAAAGGCCGCGUCAUUGAAGAAGGGCCUGAACCCAAACCAAGACUUAAAGGAGACUCUAGAACUUACAGAGUGUUUCUAGAUCCUAAUCAGUAUCAGCAGGACAUGACAAACACAAUUCAAAAUAGAACAGAAGAUGUCUACGAGACGUUUAAUAUAAUCAUGAGGAGAAAGCCAAAAGAGAACAACUUUAAGGCUGUUCUGGAGACUAUUAGGAAUUUGAUGAACACAGAUUGUGUGGUUCCUCAUUGGCUGCAUGAUAUUAUCCUAGGAUAUGGAGACCCAAGCAGUGCUCAUUAUUCAAAAAUGCCAAAUCAGAUUGCAUCUCUGGAUUUUAAUGACACAUUUCUCUCCAUUGAUCAUUUAAAGGCUAGUUUUCCUGACUAUAAUAUUAAAGUAACAGUUGACAAUCCAGCUCUGCAGAUACCGCCUUUCAGGAUAACUUUCCCAGUAAGAGGCAGCAGAGGAAAGAAGAGGAAAGAGGAGGAUGGAAAUGAAGAGAAAACUGAAGAAGCUAAAACCUUAAUUAUUGAACCUCAUAUUAUUCCUAACAGGGGACCAUAUCCAUAUAAUCAGCCAAAACGAAAUACUAUUCCAUUUACCCACACUCAGAUUGAGGCUAUACGUGCAGGAAUGCAACCUGGGCUGACUAUGGUAGUGGGUCCACCUGGUACAGGCAAAACUGAUGUGGCUGUGCAGAUCAUAUCCAACCUCUAUCAUAAUUUCCCGGAACAGAGGACCCUUAUAGUUACACAUUCCAACCAGGCCUUGAACCAGCUGUUUGAGAAAAUCAUGGCUCUAGACAUUGAUGAGCGCCACCUCCUGCGUCUGGGUCAUGGAGAGGAGGAAUUGGAGACAGAGAAAGAUUUCAGCAGGUAUGGAAGAGUUAAUUAUGUCCUGGCUCGAAGAUUAGAGCUUCUACGUGAGGUUGGACGUUUACAAGAGAGUCUGGGGGUCCCAGGAGAUGUUUCUUAUACCUGUGAAACAGCUGGGCACUUCUUCUUAUACCAAGUAAUGUCUCGUUGGGAGGAGUAUAUUAGCAAAGUUAAAGUUAAGGGUGGUAAGCUUCCUGAUGUUGCAGAAGUCUCCAGUUUUUUCCCUUUUCAUCAGUAUUUUGCAAAUGCCCCUCAACCAAUUUUUAAAGGGAAAUCAUAUGAUGAAGACACGGAAAUUGCUGAAGGGUGUUUUCGGCAUAUUAAGAAAAUAUUCACUCAGCUUGAGGAAUUCAGGGCAUUUGAACUUCUCCGCAGUGGCCUGGACAGAUCCAAAUACCUUUUGGUGAAAGAAGCAAAGAUCAUUGCAAUGACUUGUACACAUGCUGCUUUGAAACGACAUGACCUGGUUGAAUUAGGUUUCAAGUAUGAUAACAUUUUAAUGGAAGAGGCUGCCCAGAUUCUGGAGAUAGAAACAUUUAUACCGCUCCUUUUACAGAACCCCCAAGAUGGAUUCAGCCGGUUGAAGCGUUGGAUUAUGAUUGGUGACCAUCACCAGUUGCCACCUGUCAUUAAGAACAUGGCUUUUCAAAAAUACUCCAAUAUGGAACAGUCUCUUUUUACAAGAUUUGUUCGGGUGGGAGUCCCAACUGUUGACUUGGAUGCUCAAGGAAGAGCAAGAGCAAGUUUGUGUAACCUCUACAACUGGCGCUACAAGAAUCUGGGUAAUCUGCCUCAUGUGCAGCUUCUUCCAGAGUUCAGAACAGCAAAUGCAGGAUUUCUGUACGAUUUCCAGCUGAUAAAUGUAGAAGAUUUCAAUGGAGUGGGAGAGUCUGAACCCAAUCCUUAUUUCUAUCAGAAUCUUGGUGAGGCAGAGUAUGUUGUUGCACUCUUUAUGUACAUGUGCCUGCUUGGUUACCCCGCAGACAAGAUAAGUAUCCUGACAACUUACAAUGGACAAAAGCAUCUGAUCCGUGAUGUUAUUAAUCAGCGUUGUGGGAAUAACCCAAUGAUUGGCCGGCCAAACAAGGUGACAACUGUAGACAGAUUUCAAGGUCAACAAAAUGAUUAUAUCCUUCUUUCGCUGGUGCGAACAAAAGCUGUUGGCCAUCUGAGGGAUGUCCGACGUCUAGUUGUUGCCAUGUCAAGAGCCAGGCUUGGGCUUUAUAUCUUUGCAAGAGUAUCUCUGUUCCAGAACUGCUUUGAGCUAACACCAGCUUUCAGUCAACUCACAGCUCGACCACUUCAUCUACAUAUAGUUCCUACAGAAUAUUUCCCAACAGCCAGACAGAAUGGAGAAAGGCCUCCUCACCAAAUCCAUGUAAUAAAGAACAUGCCUCAGAUGGCUAACUUUGUGUACAAUAUGUAUAUGCACAUGAUACAGAGUACACGCCACUACCGGCAGCAUUUAUUGCCCCCACCAGCCAUGGUUGAAGAAAAUGAAACAGUUCAAAGUCAGGAUACUGAAAUGGCAAUUGAAACGCAAAGCACACAAAUGGAGACUGAAAAGGAAGCUAAGGAAGAGGGAGAGAUGACAAAGGACGAGGGACUGAAAGUGGCAGAUGAAGAGCAUCGGAAAAUGCCAGAACAUCCAGGAAGAGAUAGUGACAGUGAAGACAGUGAAGCUGAGUCUGAGACUGAAAAGUGAGCUGUACCCUUAGUUCAUCUUGGGUGUACAAACUGGAAGAGACUGAAAAUAAAAUCACUUUUUAACAUGGACUUCUGUUAAUGGUAGGCUGUGUAAUAUGACCUGUUCUGCAUAUUACUCACUGAGUACUUCCGUGAAAAAAAAAGAUUGGUAUAUAGUUUUAAAUAGUAAUGGGUACUGAUUUUGGGUCAGUAUCAGUGUUUUGUAGCGUAUUUAAUCAUGUUAAAUGGCAAGUGUUUCCUCACAAUUUGUUUGCAGGAGAUGUUUUUAUUCUGGUUUUGAAUAUUUCUAUCAUAAUAUUUUUCAUUUGUCAUUGGUCUCUUAUUCACUGAGUCAUUAAUCAAACUUUUGUGCUUCAGUACUGAUGGCGCACUUGCAUUGAGGAGUUUCUGUUAUUAAAUGUUGCUGUGCUGCUACCUAGAAUUGGUAUUUCAAGCUUUUCAAGUACUAUUCAGCAAGGUAACUACAUAUACCAAAUUUAAGUCCAAAUUUAGUGAUUUCAGGGGGACUUUUGCAUUCUUUGAGUGCAUUACUGAAUUAGGUCUUUAAAGAGCAGUAUAACGCACUCACAUGUAGGCUGUGCUUUUUCAUUUUUGCCGUCUGCUGUUUUUAAUAUUUCAGCAAAAAAAUAUGCAGCUUUGCAAUAGUGAACUUUGCAAACUGAUAGUAUUUUGCAAUUAAAAAAGCUUUCAUUUUUAUAAGAGGUUAAUUGCCCAUGGCAAAUAAGAUCAAGUGUGAAGGUGAGAGUAGUUUCCAUGAAAAUGGUCUUUAGCACCAUCAUGUUCAAGUAGGUUUUCUGAGGUAUGUUCCAAAUGCACAUCCUUCAAAAACUCCCAGUGAGUAAAAAGUUUUCCUCUGAUUCAUCGUCAGCAUCUGCUAACUUGGCAAAAAAAUCAGUGAUAUCUACAUUCUUUCCAGAAGAUCUUCAAACAAAACAACAGCAACAAAACCAUCCUUCUUUUUCUUUGUUGGCAAAAGACAAAUAAAACGCUAAACUUGUGAAGCUGCCAGCAAGAUUUCCUCAAAAAAUAGAGAGAAGAGAAUCAUUCAUAUUAAUGAAGCUUAAAAUAUAUGCAUUUUCUGUGAUCUAUUUCUUCAUUUCUCCAUGUGUGUACUAACUCAACAACCAAAAUAUAGAGAAACAGUUGAAAUAAUACUUGAACUCACCCCCACCUUCAAUACACAAAUGCCACUUAAUUGGAGGUUGGGUGAGACCCUGUCUUUUCUUCAUAAAAAUCAACCCCCUUCCCCAAUUUGGGAAAGCUCUCUCAUGUAUUGCAAUAUUUAAUUCUGAUAUUGCAGUCUUUUUCUAAGCUGUUUAUCACUUGACUGCUGAGCUGUGAAUUGUACCAAAGAUUACUUACUCAAGGGGGCUCUGUCCAUUCACUGUCUAUGCAAGAAAGAAAAUGUAAAGGUUAUUUUCAACCUUGGCUGCCACCGGAGGUACAAGCAGUACAGAACUGAAUAUAUACAUACACACUAGCUUGUGAAACAUCAUAUGUUUAAUCGGCCAUCAGGCAAUAUGUGACUAGAUAAGUUGAGGGAUGCCAUCUUCCAAGAUGUUUUCUAUAAAUAUUUGAGUGCCUAACAAUCAUUUAUACUGAUUCCCUUAAUUAAAAAAAAAAUGUUCUGAAGCAGGAGCAUAUAAAAGUAUUUGUUUGCAAUUAAGAAAGCCAGGAAAGAAAUCUUGAGGGGUUUUUUAAACUGAGUGGUUGAAUAUGGAAUCAGGAAUUCCUCUCAUGCAAUACUGUGCAUACCUGAUUCUCAAGCAGGGGGUUAGGGCACCCUAGGGCACCACCAGAUCUUUUGACGGGUAUCCUGAGGUGUGAAGAGAUAAGUGAGAUGUUAGGAGAUAAACAGAUGAAAAACUAAGUAGGUAAGUACAGGCUCAGGCUUGCCCCUACCUGAAUUAUCCCCACUGCCAGGCCCCUCUGCAAGAAAGUAAGCACCGUAAUCUAAAAAUUCAUUUUUGAAACUGGGUAUUACUACAUUCACAAGUUAUAGAAGAGGGCCUUGUGUCCAGUGAGGGAUGCCUGAAGUCCAAAAGGAGUGAGAACCAUUGGCAUAAAGGAACUAGAGAAGUAUUAAAACAACAAAAAGAAUUGGAAGAUAAUGCUGAGUGGUUGAUGAAACUAUCUAGCUUCAAAUCUACUGAUAGUAUUAUCUCUUCUAUAAUGCAUGCUUUUACAUACUGAGACUGAGUUGAGCUUUGCUUUGUGAACAGACUUUUUUUCCAUAGUUUCCAGGAAUCCUGCCUCAAACCCUUGGAGAGGAAUUUCCACUGAUUCAGAUAUGUCUAAAGCCCUCUUAGACCCAUAGAGUAUGGGCAAAGAUUUGUUCCUAAAAGGAGAGAAGUUAUGAUAAAAAUUGCCAUUUGGAAGGAAGACACAGUUUACUUGGCUAAGUACAGACAGGGAAAAACCCUGCUACCCCCAAGGUCUCUGGGAUUUACAGUCCAAAAUCAUAGUAACAGGACAGCAGGGUUUCUUAUCGCUUCCUCUUGCUGCACCCAGGUACUUCUGGGAUUUGUAGUCCACAGUUGCAGCCAGCAUUGAGCCAGACCCGAGCCAGGCAGUCACGCCUUUCGCCUCCCCCCCCCCGCACUCUGGGCUGCAACCCUAGCUGGGCUUGCCCACCCUCGCCUCCCCGCUUCCCUUGUCAGCCAGCCCUCACUGCUCCAGCUAGGGAGUAGAGGGGUGGGGCCAGCCCUGCUCUCUGGAGCAGAUAGCCCAGCCCAGGACUACAAAGCAUGCUGAGAUGCUGGAGGACUAUGAUUUAAUUUGAACCAAGAAGGGAUCUGGGACAGAAGUUUCAUAAACCUGUUUGACCCAAAUCAUUUAAGUCUGAUACUACAUUCAACCAGGUUUAUCUUAAACCAGUUCCAGCCAUUUUGGAACUGGUUUAUGUGUACUGAGCUUCUGAGUUCUGUUACAGGUUUAACCAGUUUCUGGUCAUUUAAAUCAGUUUAUAUGCAACUUUUGGCCCUAGGCCUUAUUAUUAGUAGCAAAAGCUUCAAGCAAAACUUUACUGCAGUAUUUCAGUAAGGGUGGCGCACCGUGGGUGACUGUCCCGCAAGCACUCCUUUCCACGUUAAACAUUAGUGACCCACUUAGCUUAACUUAUACAACAUAUGGUUGGAGGAAUGCAUCUGAUUUCAUAUUCCAGAAAGGUAAGGAGGAAUCUGAGUUUUCAGAUAUUUAGGGAGAACUGGUUUGUUGCAUGUACCAGUGUUUGGAAAUGUGUGCUUUUUUUUUUUUAUCAUUGAGACAUUAUAACCUGCCUAACAUCGGACUCCCCAGGUACCUCUUCACUAUUUACCGGCUACAUUCAUCCCUCUUCUCCUUCCCUCUGCCCCCCAACCUGUCUCUCACCCACUGACUCUUCAGUUUAAAUCUUCACUGACUGCCUUUCUUGCAUGCAGACCAGCCCCUGGCUUCUUUACUAUUCAUUCCAUCCAGGAAGAGCACACACCAGCUGCAGCUGCUUCCUCAGCCUGACAAAGGGUUUUUAAACCUGAAAGCUUGCUAAGAAAUUUUGUUCCAACUAUUUAAGUUGUUCUAAUAAAAGAUAUCAGAUUCACCCGAAGAACCUUGUCUUGCUAAAGUCAAAGUAUAUUAUGUCUACUGCUUUUCCCGCAUCCACAGAGAACCAGUUAUCUUAUCAUAGAAGGCAACCGGGUUCUUCUUCAUUCUGCCUUUCAAACAUAAGGUGUGUCUCUUAUUAGAGAGUGUGCUGUAGGAAAGAAAAUACGAUAUGUAAAAUUAUUUAUUUUUACUACUCCAAAAUGCUUGUAAGAUUGCUUUGAAUAUUUUGUAUAUGCUGUGUUAGCAUGAAUAUAAGAUUACCUUGAAUAUAAAACGACUCAGUAAUUAGGUA
Alligator mississippiensis (American alligator) is the source of this 8461-nucleotide messenger RNA. RefSeq names its product aquarius intron-binding spliceosomal factor (gene AQR). Gene Ontology annotation, biological process: mRNA splicing, via spliceosome. Gene Ontology annotation, cellular component: catalytic step 2 spliceosome. Gene Ontology annotation, molecular function: helicase activity; mRNA binding. The record is from RefSeq and is a predicted model, not a curated record. The transcript has 35 exons. Lineage: Eukaryota; Metazoa; Chordata; Crocodylia; Alligatoridae. The coding region runs from base 182 to 4585 and encodes 1467 amino acids.